UAACAGCUAGCAGCGACCGCAGGUCUGAGGCAGCGGGACAGCGACUCGGUGUCAGCGGACCCUGAUAGCAUCCACUCGCUCCCAAGACCCCCUCCCCCCCACCCGGUCUCCAUCUGUGCCCUUUGGACCAUUCUCCGCUUUUAUCUGUCAGACUUUUGCCCCGUCUAUCCGCUCGCCUGUUAGCUGAUAUCGGCUAUAAAGCGGCUCCUCUCCGCGGAGCGGCGGACAGCAGCGGUAUGAGCCAUGGCGUCGGUCCGGGUGGCUGUGCGGGUCCGGCCCAUGAACAGGCGGGAGAAGGAUCUGACGGCAAAGUGCAUCAUCGAGAUGGAAGGAACCAAAACCUCCAUCACCAACCUGAAGAUCUCCGACGGCGUCCUCGGCGACUCGGUGAGGGAGCACACCAAAACCUUCACGUACGACUUCUCCUACGACUCGAUGGACUGUAAGAGCGCCACCUUCGUCUCUCAGGAAAAGGUUUUCAAAGAUUUGGGCUCCGACGUGCUGAAGGCGGCGUUCGAGGGCUACAACGCCUGCGUCUUCGCCUACGGUCAGACGGGCUCCGGGAAGUCCUACACCAUGAUGGGAGCGCCGGGCGACGCCGGCCUGAUCCCGAGGAUCUGUGAGGGUUUGUUCAGCCGGAUCUCGGAGGCCACUCGAUGGGACGAAGCUUCGUUUCGCACAGAAGUCAGUCCAGCCGACAUGUCGCAGGGCGGCGUGAACACCAACCUGAAGAAGAAGUCGGUGUUCGUUCCCUACAGAGACUCGGUGCUGACGUGGCUGCUGAAGGACAGCCUGGGCGGGAACUCCAAGACCAUCAUGAUCGCCACCAUUUCUCCCGCCGACGUAAAUUACGGCGAGACGCUCAGCACUCUGCGCUACGCCAACCGAGCCAAGAACAUCAUCAACAAGCCCACCAUCAACGAGGACGCCAACGUCAGGCUGAUACGAGAACUGCGGGCUGAAAUCGCCCGGCUCAAAGCUCUGUUGGUCCAGGGCAACCAGAUCGCUCUGCUGGACUCGCCCACCGCUCUGAGCAUGGAGGAGAAGCUGCACCAGAACGAAGCCCGGGUCUUGGAGCUGACCAAAGAGUGGACCAACAAGUGGAACGAGACUCAAAACAUCCUGAAGGAGGAGACGCUCGCUCUGAGGAAGGAGGGCAUCGGCGUGGUGCUGGACUCCGAGCUGCCUCACCUCAUCGGCAUCGAUGACGACCUCCUCAGCACCGGCAUCAUCCUCUACCAUUUAAAGGAGGGGCGGACCUACGUGGGCAGAGAGGACGCGUCCACGGAGCAGGACAUCAUCCUGCACGGUCUCGACCUGGAGAGCGAGCACUGCAUGUUUGAGAACCAGAACGGGACGGUGACGCUGGUGCCGCUCGCCGGAGCUCAGUGUUCGGUCAACGGAGUCCAGGUGACGGAGCCGUCGCAGCUCAACCAGGGUGAGGCCCGCCUCCUGCUCCCAGCUGCACAGCUCCAGGAGACGUACGAGUUCACGGCCAACGUGGCGCGGCAGGAGGAGAAGGUGAGGAGGAAGGAGAAGGAGAUCCUGGAGUCGAAGGAGAAGCAGCAGAGGGAGGCGAUGGAGCAGGCCGUGGCCCGGCUGGAGAGGAGGCACUCCGCCCUGAGGCGCAGCGUCUCCCUCGACCCCGACGCAGAGGAGCAGAGGAGCAAGAGCUCUGUCGCCAGGACGCCGAGGACGGGGGCGGAGCUGGACCAGCAGAGAGUGCAGCGCGAGAUCCAGAAGCUGCGGCAGCGAAUCAGCGAGGGCGACGACACCAGCCGGACGCACUCCAUCAGCGGCGACGAGCGGGCGGGUCACGGCGGCUCGCCCGCCAGUCACAUCCAGGGCCUGAACACGCUGCUGCCGCUGUCCGACGACAGGAUAAACGCCUACAUCGAAGAGGAAGUCCAGCGGCGGCUACGCAAGAUGAACCUCCUGAACGGCAGCAGCAUGGAUCUGUCUCUGUCCACAGAGUCGCUGCGAGAGGAGGAGGAGGAGGUUAGCGACUGUAGCUCUGUUAGAUUGACAGAUGAGGAGGAUGAAAAGCUCCCAAACAUUAAUCCGAGGAAGCUCAAGUAUCAGCACUUGGUGUCUCGUCCUCCCGGGACGAGCUGUGGCGGCCUCCAGGAGCCUGUUAAACUUAGCAUUCCUCGAUACGUUCUCCGCGGGCAGGGGAAGGACGAGCACUUUGAGUUCGAGGUGAAGAUCACUGUGAUGGACGAGACGUGGACGGUGUUCAGACGCUACAGCCGCUUCCGGGAAAUGCACAAGAGCCUGAAGUUAAAAUAUCCAGAGCUCGCCGCUCUCGAUUUCCCGCCAAAGAAGCUGUUUGGAAACCGGGAUGAGCGAAUGGUCGCCGAGCGGCGGAAUCACCUGGAGCGUUAUCUGAGGAACUUGUUCCGAGUGAUGCUGUCGUCCUCCAGCUCGCCCCUCCGAGCGGACGAAGACGGCCUUUUCCACCUGUCCAAACGAGACGUCUGCGACUUCUCCUCGUUCUUCAAGAAAGGCGUCUUCGAGUACAGUAGCCACGGCACCGGCUGACCGCCGCGCCGCAUCAGAGGGCGGCGGAAACCUCUGACAAACCAAAACAUAAACAGAACUGCUCGGUGCCUUUUUCCCGGCGCCUCAGCGGGUCGGGAGCGGGGAAAACGCGCAGGUCAGCUUUUCCUCUCCGGCUCCCUGCUGUCGUCAGACUCGACCAAUCAGCUGCUGCUCAGCACGAGUGUUUGUGGCACUCUGCACGAUGCGUGGUCUGUAUGUAACGCGCUCAGCUGCUCGCGCUCAGUGAGUCUGAGCGGUUUUAGAAUCACUUCAUUAAACCUUCACUCGUUUCAGAA
Neolamprologus brichardi is the source of this 2837-nucleotide messenger RNA. The record is from RefSeq and is a predicted model, not a curated record. NCBI's taxonomy places the organism in Eukaryota, Metazoa, Chordata, Actinopteri, Cichliformes, Cichlidae.